UUCCUGUGAUUUUGUUAUGAAUCAUACAAUUACCAUUGUUUGGGAAUAUCAGAACUUAUGCUACUUUAAACUCAUAUUUUCUGAAAGGCUGAUAUUAACUAGAGUAUUAAUAAACUUCUUAAAACUUACACAUUUAUACUGUUAACUGACUACAAAGUAUUAUGGAAGACGUUACUUGCCAAUGGGGGAUUCUAAUAACUCUUGUUCCUAUACUAACCAUAAGAAAGGCGUUAAGUUAAUAACAUGUAAAAAUGUUUUGAAAAGAAAAAAAAAUUGAUGUGCAAUGUAAUAUCAAAACAUUCUUGGAUCUACUUACACAGUUGCUACAAUCUGAAGUUCAAAAUGUAAUGGAUAAAUCUAUAUAGAAAACUUGUUGUGGUUUUUCUGUUUUUACAUUUUUUUUUAUUUUUUGACAGGCAGAGUGGACAGUGAGAGAGAGAGAGACAGACAGAAAGGUCUUCCUUUGCCGUUGGUUCACCCUCCAAUGGCCGCCGCGGCCAGUGUGCUGCAGCCGGCUCACCGUGCUGAUCCGAUGGUGGGAGCCAGGUGCUUCUCCUGGUCUCCCAUGGGGUGUAGGGUCGAAGCACUUGGGCCAUCCUACACUGCCCUCCCUGGCCACAGCAGAGAGCUGGCCUGGAAGAGGGGCAACCGGGACAGAAUCAGGCGCCCCGACCGGGACUAGAACCCGGUGUGCCGGCGCUGCAAGGCGGAGGAUUAGCCUAGUGAGCCGCGGCCCCGGCCCUGUUUUUACAUUUUCUUAUGUCUGGUACUUUUCAGACCUGCCACAGAGCCUUGACAGUAGUGUAGAGCUCAUUCAUCCAAUUUUAAGUACAAGUUGAAGUAUAUAUUAUUUAUUCAUAUGCACAGUGCACUUGGCAAACUAACUGGAAAAUUAGAAUUUUACAACAGAAUUUUAAAAGGCAAUGGUAAGAUGUGAUCGACUUCAGAGUAUGAUAAUUGUCCAAAGGUGCCUGUCUUGCCAUUUCUUCUAGAAUUCCUCUGUUUUUAAUGAUUUGAACAAGCAAUAUGAGUUCUUUGAGAGCAGUAACCACAGUAGUGUUUUUCCCUUUGCAUAUAACCUACAGCACCCUCACCUUUCUGCCAAGUACUUAUGUGCUCCAAAAAUGUCUGCUGGAUUGUUCAGUGAACCAUAAAUUAAUCUUUCAAAAGUAACUGUAAGUAGUUGGCUGUGGCUCAGUGGAUUAAGUUGUCGCCUCUAACAGAGGCAGCAGCACAGCAGAUGUGUUCCAGUAUUAGCGGGCAAUUGGAGUCCUGGGUGCUCUGCUUCUGAUCCAGCUCCUUGGUAAUGUGCGUGGGAAAGCAGUGGAAGAUGGUCCUAGUACUUGGGCUCUCGCCACCUGUCCGGGAGACCCGGAUGGAGCUCUGGGCUCCUGGCUUCCUCCUGUACCAGCCAGGGCUGUUUGGACAUUUGGGAGUGAGCCAGUAGAUAGAAGAUCUUUCUCUCUCCCUGUUACUCUGCCUUUCAAAUUAAAAAAAAAAUUAUAAAGCAGUAGUAACCUUUAUGAAUGGGAUGAUGGUAGUGGUACUGAGGUCUAGUUAAAUGCAUUUUUAUAAAGAUGGUGAGGGUGCUUCAAAUUACACUUGAACUCUUAAAAUGUAGCAGGGCAAUGACUCACCCCAAAAGAUUAUGGGAAGAAGCAAAAACCCAUCAGGCUCCGAUGGCUGGAAUUGCUGCGUUCUGGUAGCUGAUUGGCUCCACAGGUUGCAUGAAGAUGGCUGUGGUGCCCUGCAUAAUAUGUCGGCUUGCAGCUCACGGGUAAAGCGCCAAACCAGCCUGUGGAGUCCCCUGACAAGAGCCAAGCCUCAUCUCUCCUCAGCUGGAGCUGUCCUUAAGAUGAUUAAGAGUGAGUUUGGAAGCCACAGUUGCAUCUCUGCUGAGGGAGGAGCUAGUGGUGGCAAUGACCAACCAUCUGACUGAGGCACAAUGCCUGUUACGAUGGUGAGAUCCAGGGCCCUCCAACAGGUUAUACCUUGUUAUGUAAGCCAGCUGCUCGCCUCGGUUGAUAAUGUGUUCAAGAUUAGACGAAUUGAGAUUUCCCAGGUUUCUGUCAUGGGGAUAAUCAGGAAGGUGGAGAGGGCUCCAAACUAAAUUCUCUGCAAAAUUGAUGAUAUGACCAAGCCAAUCCCGGUUUGGCAGUCACUUGGUAAAAAUAAAGUGAAGCAGGAAGCUACUGUGCUGCCAGUUGGAGUAUAUGCCAAAGUGUUUUGUGUCCUUCAGUUGUUCAUGGGAGCAAAAAGCCUUGUAGUAUUGAAAAUCCAUGUCCUGGAGGAUAUGAAUGAGUUAACCAUGCAUGUUCUGGAAAUGGUCAGUGCAUACAUGAUGCAGAAUAAAGCCCGCCAAGGGGAAAGCUGACAAAAUGAAGAUGGCUAUGAUGUCAGCUGCAUCUGGAAGGAGGUGCUCCACUCGAUUCACAUGUGUCCUCACCAGGAAGGGAAGAGCGUACAGGAGCUGCAGACCCAGCUCUGUGGUCUGAGCGAGAAGGCCAUCAAGGAAGCCAUUGAUUAUCUGGCCACCGAGGGUCGCAUCUAUCCCACCGUUGACAAGGAGCAUUUUAAAUCUAUUAAGGCAGCAAAAGCAUCUCAUUGUCUGAAGAUGUUUGCCUCUGGCUGCGAGUUAUUUUGACCCAUUGACUUUUAGGAAGUAGGAUUUUUCAACAGAAGCUCUCCACUGUUGAUGUACAAUUUAAUACUUUAUCCUUUUUAGUAUUUUUUGUUCUACUUAAUACUAUUGGUUGAAUCUGUAAUUAACACACAAUUAUUCUUAGGUGUUUAAAUUUAACUGAAAAGGGAUCCCUGUUAAAUAUAAGAGUGGAAAUAAGAUAGAGAGGAGAUGUACAAUUUGGGACAUGCUCAAGCUGACUUGCCCCAAAUGGUAGAAUUAGAAAUGUGCCACAGGCUUCCAAUACAAUCCCAUCAAGGUGGCAUGUACCAAUGCCAUCUCACUAGUCCAAGUGAUCAAUUUCAGUUCAUAAUUGAUCACACUGAUAGGUCUAAGAGUCAAAGGGAUCAAACAAACAAGACUAGUAUCAGCUAAUACUAACUGAUAGAAUCAAAAAGGGAGAGAACGAUCCCCCAAACUAUCGAUAUUUGUUUAAGCAUAUGAGACAAACUUUUCUUCCUCUCCAAAGCCAAGAAAUUGUAUAUGGUGUUCUUGUGAAAAACACAAAUGUAUAAUGUACUACAAAAUUGUUACUUAAAUUAUACAUUUUUGAAAAUUGUAGUCUUCAGAAACUUAAGCAAUUCUGAGCCACUGUUAAAGCUUACCUGUCUUGGAGACAUUCAUAGUGAACUAGGGGCCAUAGGGGGCAUAUUUUUUCCUCAAAAUUGCAGUACUGGAAGAAUUCUAGGAGACACUGUAGUUCUUUUAAAAAAAUAAAUGUUACAAAUAUUGGUAUAAAUUUGGCACUUUUAGGGUUUUUUUUUUAAGAUUUAUUUAUUUAUUUGAAAGGUAGACUGACAGGGGAGAGACAGAGAGAGAAAGAUCUUCAAUCUCCUGGUUUACCCCCAAAUGUCUGCAACAGCUGUGGCUGAACGAGGCCAAAAGCGGGAGCCAGGAAUUCCAUCCAGGUCCCCCACACUGGUUGCAGGAUCCCAAGUGCUUGGGCCGUCAUUGGCUGCUUCCCAGUAGCAUUAGGAAGAAGCUGCAUUGGAAGUGAAACUGGUUCACAUGCACUUUGAUAUGGGAUAUGGAUGUCCCAAGCAGCAGCUUAAUCUGCUUUGCCAUAGUGUCCAUUCCACAAUAUUUCUUUGACAUCACUUAUACAAAUGCAGAAAGCUUGAGAUAAAAAUCUGAUACUUAAAAUUGUAACUGUCUCCUGUAGCUACUUUUUCCUCCAACUCUAGGACUGUACCUCCAGGACUAGAAGAGAAGAGCCUUUUUUUUUGUUUGUUUGUUUUCGUGGGAAGUUAAACUGCUUUUGUGCUUACAGAUUGGUACAUUGAGAUAUGUAUGCCUAAAUUUAAGGCAAAAUGCUGAUUUCCCACUCAUCUUUGAUAGGUGUCAUCUCUCUGUGUUCUUUUGGGGUUCUUUUUGGCUUUGUGAACUGCCUCACUCCCUACACACACACACAGACACACACACACACACACACACACACACCUUGCCACCUUUAUUCUUCUGAGUGGAAUCAUGUGGUUUUGUGGGAUUUUACUGCAGAUGAAGAACUAUAGUAGAAGAAUAGUAAAUAGAUAUGGCUAUUAUAUGAAUGGAAAUCAACAAAAAAUUUUAAGGAGAAAACAAUUCCUAGAUUAUUUCAUACUUGCAUAUUUGGCACGUUAGGGGUAACAGAUUUCCAAAAUUUAAUUUAAAUCGCCCACUUGGCAUGCACACUUUUUCAAUUUUGUUUAAGCCAGGAAUGACUUGGCCAAUGUUCUCCUUCUAUGGUCCUGCCCUGUAUGUGAGCCAAAUCUUUGAGGGGAAGGUUUGAGGAUAAGACACAUAUCCUAGGAAAAUACUGUCAACUCUUUUAUGUAGGAAUAUUUAAGCUAGAGGAACUUGAAAUGCAUAAUUGACUAUUAUAAUAGGUAUUGUUUGUGGCUCAUAGACAUAUAAAAUAUAUAUAUUGAAAUUGAUUCUAAAUUAACUAUGAAAUAUAUGAAUAUUUGUAUAUAUUUGUAUAUAUGAAAAUUUGUAAAAUCCAAAUAAUACUAGUAUCAGAUAUAAUUAUUAUUGAAUUUUGUUACUUUUGUUUAUUAAUUUGGUAAUAUUUUGAGCUAUUGGAAAAAUAUGGGAUACAAACUCUUUUUGUUCUAAUUUCUGUUUGCUUGUUAUAACAGCAAAUCAAAAAUGGAACCACCAAGAAUUAUUUUCAUUCAUUAAAUCUUUAGUAAACACCUAUUCUGUGCAUUUAAGUGCCAAGUUUGUUUUCAUAAACUUCAAUUCAAUUGACUCCUGAAAUGGUUAUUAAAGUAGUAACAGUUAACAUUUUACCAUUCAUGUAAAACCUUUCUGGCAUGUGCUGUUCUAACCUGAGUGUGUGUGUAUGGAAGUAUGGUUAGGCCUACAUUGACAUUCCCAACUCAGAACUCUCAUGAAAUUCAGACUCCAUAUUAAGUGUGUUCUUGAAUGCCCUACAGGCCUCUUUAAAAAUAUUUAAAAAUAAUAAAAAGAAACAUGUAUGACAGAACUUAAAUCAUGGAAAAUGGAAUUAAAACAUAGAGAAGUUUAUUUUCAUAAAAAAUGUUUGAAGUCCUUGCAUACAGUGGGUCUUCAAAAAGUUCAUGGAGAAUAUAUAUUAUGAAAAAUUUUGAAAUCCGUGAAAUUUUUUCAUAACAUGAAUUUUCAUAAUCUUUUUGAAGUAUUCUUGCAUUUAUAAUUCUUCAAUGUUUUUAAGACUUUGAAAUAUACAUAUAAUUUUAGUAUUAUUCCCAUUAUAUAUCUGUGUAUAUAUGUAGUUUACAUAUAUAUGUGUGUAUGCAUAUGUGCGUGUGUGGUGUAUGUUGUGUGUAUGUGUGUGAUUUGUCUGAGAAGCAGAAAGAAAGACAGUGACACAGGCAGCUCCCAUCCACUGGCCCAUUCCCCUAAUGGCCACAAUUGCAAGUCCUUGGCCCAAGGCUGCAGCCAGUUGCUAGAAACUCAAUCCAGGUCUCUCAUGCGGGUGGCAGGGACCCAUCUCCUGUUCUCUCCCAAGAUCUGGGUUGACAGUCAGCUGGGAUCAGGAGGCAGAGUCAGACUUCAAACCCAGGGGCUCAGAUAUAGGACAGAGAUUUUUUUUUAAUUUUUUUAACUUUUAUUUAAUAAACAUAAAUUUCCAAAGUACAGUUUAUGGAUUACAAUGGCUUCCCCCCCAUAACUUCCCUCCCACUCGCACCUCUCCCAUCUCCUGCUCCCUCUCCCAUUCCAUUCACAUCAAGAUUCAUUUUCAAUUAUCUUUAUAUACAGAAGAUCGAUUUAGUAUAUAUGAAGUAAAGAUGUCCUCAGUUUGCACCCACACAGAAACACAAAGUGUAAAAUACUGUUUCAGUACUAGUUAUAGCAUUACUUCACAUUGGAUAACACAUUAAGAACAGAUCCCACAUGAGAAGUAAGUACACAGUGACUCCUGUUGUUGACUUAACAAAUUGACACUCUUGGGCCGGUGCCGCGGCUCACUAGGCUAAUCCUCCGCCUAGCGGCACCGGCACACCGGGUUCUAGUCCCGGUCGGGGCGCCGGAUUCUGUCCCGGUUGCCCCUCUUCCAGGCCAGCUCUCUGCUGUGGCCAGGGAGUGCAGUGGAGGAUGGCCCAGGUGCUUGGGCCCUGCACCCCAUGGGAGACCAGGAAAAGCACCUGGCUCCUGGCUCCUGCCAUCGGAUCAGCACGGUGCGCCGGCCGCGGCGGCCAUUGGAGGGUGAACCAACGGCAAAGGAAGACCUUUCUCUCUGUCUCUCUCUCUCACUGUCCACUCUGCCUGUCAAAAAAAAAAAAAAAAAAAAAAAAAAAAAAACCAAAUUGACACUCUUGUUUACGGCAUCAGUAAUCUCCCUAGGAGGGCAGAGAUAUUUUAACCAGCAUCUUAAGUGUCAGGCCAAUUGCCCAUCCCUGUUCCCAUUUUAUAAAUGAGGAAAUUGAGGCUCAGAGAGGUUAAAUAAUUGGCUCCAUUUUUAAUGUUACAUGGUUAGUAAAUGUCACCAUUAAGAUUCCAACCUAGACCAUUUGUCUCUAGAGCAUGGACCAUUAACGGCUACUUUAUUGCCUCACGAUAAGGAAAGUCUGUUCAAACAUUCUCCUUUCACUGUUGUCACAUACUAAUUUUUUUGUUUCAUUAAAAUUUAUCUCAAUUGAAUUGAAGGACUAUGAAAUUUUAGUAAAAAGUAUAAAAGAUGAUAUAAAAACACCUUUGUACUCACCUACCAGCUUAAGAAAUGAAGGUUUCAUAUUUUUUUAAAGAUUUUCUUUAUUUAUUUGAGAGGUAGAGUUACAGACAGUGAGAGGAGAGACACAGAGAAAGGUCUUCCAUCCGCUGGUUCAUUUCCCAAAUGGCCGCAACGGCUGGAGCUGCGCCGAUCCGAAGCCAGGAACCAGGAGCUUCUUCCCGGUCUCCCACGUGGGUGCAGGGGCCCAAGGACGUGGGCCAUCUUGUACUGCUUUCCCAGGACAUAGCAUAGAGUUGGAUGGGAAGAGGAACAGCUGGGGACUAGAACCAGCGCCCAUAUGGGAUGCCGGCGCUGCAGGCAGAGGAUUGACCUACUGCGCCACAGCGCUGGCCCCGGUUUAAUUUUUUUAAUGUAACUUAGAUUGUUAAUGACAGCAUAACACCAUUUGGGUUUUUGUUUCAUUGAUAAAAAAUUCAUCUGAGGAGUGAGCAUUUAGCUUACUAGUUAAGAUUCUGGCAUCCCAAGUAGAAGCACCUGUGUUCAGUUCCCUUUUCUGGCUAUUGAUGCCAGCUUCCUUCUAAUGCUGACUUGGGAAGGUAACACUGAUGGAUCAAGCAAGUGGAUUGCUGCCACCUACAUGGAAGACCGGGUUGAGUUUCCGGUUCUGGGAUGUGGGGGAGGGGAUGGGGAUGUGGGGACCUUGCUCAGCCUCAACCCUUGGUAGCAAUUUACGAGUGAACUAGCAGGUGGUGCUCUCUUGCAUGUACACAUUCAUACUCUGUCUUUCUGCCUUUUAAAUAAAUUUUUAAAAAUUUAAAAAAUCUGAAAAUUCCAUUAUCUAAAUCUAUGCUUCUAUUUUUUGAAGUAUGUUAUCUUAAGAGUAUAUGUCAUUUCAUUCAGAAGCCUAUCUUUUCUGAUGACCAUGUAGAUCAGUGUGGUGAAAUUUAGACCUCCCUUGCCUACGCAACAAGGAUGAUAACUCUAAGGGUACUUCCCGUGGUUUCCAUAUAUUUAUUUCAAUUUGCUCUCACGUGAUAAGAGAAAAAGCUUUGUGUUUUUUU
Oryctolagus cuniculus (rabbit) is the source of this 7876-nucleotide messenger RNA. The record is from RefSeq and is a predicted model, not a curated record. Lineage: Eukaryota; Metazoa; Chordata; Mammalia; Lagomorpha; Leporidae.